CGGCUCCUUGCCAACCACUUUCAGGUGCAGAUUCCCAAGAUUGAUGUCUAUCACUAUGAUAUCGACAUCAAGCCUGAGAAACGGCCUCGGAGGGUCAACAGGGAGGUGGUGGACACCAUGGUGCGGCACUUCAAGAUGCAGAUCUUUGGAGACCGACAGCCUGGCUACGAUGGGAAGAGGAACAUGUACACAGCACAUCCACUGCCAAUAGGGAGAGACAGGGUGGAUCUGGAGGUGACCCUGCCUGGCGAGGGGAAGGAUCAGACGUUCAAGGUGUCCUUGCAGUGGGUGUCUGUGGUCAGUCUUCAGAUGCUGCUGGAAGCCCUGUCAGGCCACCUUAACGAGGUCCCCGAAGACUCUGUCCAGGCUCUGGAUGUCAUCACACGGCAUCUGCCUUCCAUGAGGUACACUCCAGUGGGGCGUUCGUUUUUCUCCCCUCCGGAGGGCUAUUACCAUCCUCUUGGUGGAGGUCGGGAGGUGUGGUUUGGUUUCCAUCAGUCUGUCCGUCCUGCCAUGUGGAACAUGAUGCUCAACAUCGAUGUGUCAGCCACUGCUUUCUACCGUGCUCAGCCUGUGAUAGAGUUCAUGUGCGAGGUGCUCGAUAUCCAGAACAUCAACGAACAGACCAAACCACUGACGGACUCGCAGCGUGUCAAAUUCACUAAGGAAAUAAGAGGCUUGAAAGUUGAGGUCACACAUUGUGGUCAGAUGAAGAGGAAGUAUCGUGUGUGUAAUGUCACUCGCCGACCUGCCAGCCACCAAACGUUCCCCUUACAGCUUGAGAACGGCCAAGCCAUGGAGUGCACAGUAGCUCAGUAUUUCAAGCAGAAGUACAACCUGCAGCUCAAGUAUCCACAUUUACCUUGUCUGCAAGUGGGGCAGGAACAGAAGCACACCUAUCUUCCCCUGGAGGUCUGUAACAUUGUAGCAGGCCAGCGCUGUAUCAAGAAACUGACAGACAACCAAACAUCCACGAUGAUUAAAGCUACAGCUCGUUCAGCCCCCGACAGACAAGAGGAGAUCAGCAGACUGGUCAAAAGCAACAGCAUGGUCGGGGGCCCAGACCCUUACCUGAAGGAGUUUGGCAUUGUGGUGCACAAUGACAUGACAGAGGUGACAGGGCGUGUUCUCCCAGCGCCCAUGCUGCAGUAUGGGGGCCGGGUGAGUACAGACACAGGGAGGGACUGUGGCAGGGGACUCUCUCCACAGAAUAAAACCGUGGCCACGCCCAACCAGGGCGUGUGGGACAUGAGAGGGAAGCAGUUCUACGCUGGCAUCGAGAUCAAGGUCUGGGCUGUGGCCUGCUUCGCCCCACAGAAACAGUGUCGGGAAGACCUGCUCAAGAGCUUCACUGACCAGCUGCGAAAGAUCUCAAAGGAUGCUGGGAUGCCCAUUCAAGGCCAGCCUUGUUUCUGUAAAUACGCCCAAGGAGCUGACAGUGUGGAGCCCAUGUUCAAACACCUCAAAAUGUCUUAUGUUGGUCUGCAGCUGAUUGUGGUCAUUCUGCCCGGAAAAACACCCGUCUAUGCUGAAGUGAAGCGGGUGGGCGACACCCUCCUCGGCAUGGCCACCCAGUGCGUGCAGGUGAAGAACGUAGUGAAGACGUCCCCUCAGACCCUCUCCAACCUCUGCCUAAAGAUCAACGCCAAGCUGGGAGGCAUCAACAACGUCCUGGUGCCUCAUCAGAGGCCCUCUGUGUUCCAGCAGCCGGUCAUCUUCUUAGGUGCUGAUGUGACACAUCCUCCAGCAGGUGAUGGGAAGAAGCCGUCCAUCGCGGCUGUGGUGGGCAGCAUGGACGGCCACCCCAGCAGAUACUGCGCGACAGUGCGUGUCCAGACGUCUCGACAAGACAUGUCCCAGGUAACGUCUCGACAGGACAUGUCCCAGGAGCAGCUCUUCAGCCAGGAGGUCAUCCAAGACUUGACCAACAUGGUGCGGGAGCUGCUCAUCCAGUUCUACAAGUCCACACGCUUCAAGCCCACACGCAUCAUCUACUACCGUGGCGGCGUGUCUGAGGGACAGAUGAAACAGGUGGCGUGGCCAGAGCUCAUAGCCAUCCGCAAGGCAUGUAUCAGUCUGGAGGAGGAUUACAGGCCGGGCAUUACCUACAUCGUGGUCCAGAAACGUCACCACACUCGUCUCUUCUGCUCUGACAAAGCUGAGCGGGUUGGGAAGAGCGGUAAUGUCCCAGCCGGCACCACAGUGGACAGUACCAUCACACACCCGUCCGAGUUCGACUUCUACCUGUGCAGCCAUGCUGGGAUUCAGGGAACCAGUCGCCCCUCCCACUAUCACGUCCUGUGGGAUGACAACUGUUUCACGGCCGAUGAACUGCAGCUCCUCACCUACCAGCUGUGCCACACCUACGUCCGCUGCACUCGCUCCGUCUCCAUCCCAGCACCAGCCUACUACGCCAGGCUAGUGGCUUUCCGAGCCCGCUACCACCUGGUGGACAAAGACCAUGACAGCGCUGAAGGCAGCCAUGUGUCGGGCCAGAGUAACGGCCGGGACCCCCAGGCGUUGGCCAAGGCAGUUCAGAUCCACUAUGACACCCAGCACACCAUGUACUUCGCCUGAACUAGCGAGCACGUCAGCCAGUCCAUCCGCGGAUUCCCC
Seriola dumerili (greater amberjack) is the source of this 2616-nucleotide messenger RNA. RefSeq names its product protein argonaute-4-like (gene ago4). Gene Ontology annotation, molecular function: RNA binding; protein binding. NCBI's taxonomy places the organism in Eukaryota, Metazoa, Chordata, Actinopteri, Carangiformes, Carangidae. The transcript has 18 exons. Bases 118 to 2577 code for a protein of 819 amino acids. The record is from RefSeq and is a predicted model, not a curated record.